This is a messenger RNA of Cyprinodon tularosa, 3562 nucleotides long. It is a transcript of the gene smarca5, whose product is annotated as SWI/SNF related, matrix associated, actin dependent regulator of chromatin, subfamily a, member 5. The record is from RefSeq and is a predicted model, not a curated record. Lineage: Eukaryota; Metazoa; Chordata; Actinopteri; Cyprinodontiformes; Cyprinodontidae. The transcript has 24 exons. Gene Ontology annotation, cellular component: chromatin; nucleus. Gene Ontology annotation, biological process: nucleosome organization; regulation of transcription by RNA polymerase II. Gene Ontology annotation, molecular function: ATP binding; ATP hydrolysis activity; nucleosome binding. The coding region runs from base 204 to 3311 and encodes 1035 amino acids.
UUUUACCGGGUAGCUUUGUAGCGCGAGAAAUUCUUGCUAGCGUGCUGCCUGUUCAACCGGCGCGUCUUUCAUUAUAAACAACAGGAUAGUUUAACUCUGAGGCCAUUAAGGUAAAAGAAAACAGCAGCAUUUCCUAAGAAACAAACUCUUAGGGGACCAACUUGCUAACUAAACAUUUGAACCGAAGAGGAAUUUCCACCAAAAUGUCCGAAAGUGAAAACUGCGUUGAGCAGCGGGAAGAGGCAGCUGAAGUUGAAGAAGCCGUGGGAGCGGAGGAAAAGUCAGACUCUUCAGAUGCAGGAAAAGAAUCCUCAUCAGAGGGUGGUGCUGAUGGACAAGAUGCGUCCUCUUCCUCAUCGUCUAAGACUAAAGAUUCCACUCCAGGAUAUGAGGAGAAAGUGCAAACAGACCGAACCAACAGAUUUGAGUAUCUAUUGAAGCAAACGGAGCUGUUUGCACAUUUCAUCCAACCAGCUGCACAGAAGACCCCCACCUCCCCCCUGAAGAUGAAACCGGGCCGACCCCGGAUCAAGAAAGAUGAGAAGCAGAACCUGCUCUCUGUGGGAGACAACCGACAUCGUCGCACUGAGCAAGAGGAGGAUGAAGAGCUGCUCAACGAGAGCACGAAGACCACCAAUGUGUGCACUCGCUUCGAUGAGUCUCCCUCCUAUGUGAAAACGGGGAAAAUGAGGGAUUACCAAAUCCGUGGUCUAAACUGGCUCAUUUCUUUGUAUGAAAAUGGAAUCAACGGCAUCCUUGCAGACGAGAUGGGACUGGGAAAGACCCUCCAGACUAUCGCCCUGCUGGGUUACAUGAAGCACUACAGAAACAUCCCAGGUCCUCACAUGGUGCUGGUGCCUAAGUCCACGCUUUAUAACUGGAUGAACGAGUUCAAGCGAUGGGUGCCCUCUCUGCGCGCAGUCUGCCUGAUUGGAGACAGAGAGCAGCGGACGGCCCUGAUCAGAGACGUGCUGCUGCCAGGAGAGUGGGACGUCUGCGUCACGUCUUACGAAAUGCUCAUCAUUGAAAAGGCAGUGUUCAAGAAGUUCAACUGGAGGUACCUGGUCAUCGACGAAGCCCACAGGAUCAAGAACGAAAAGUCGAAGCUGUCAGAAAUCGUGCGUGAAUUUAAAACCACCAACCGGCUGCUGCUGACUGGGACGCCGCUUCAGAACAACCUCCACGAGCUCUGGGCUCUGCUCAACUUCUUGCUGCCGGACGUCUUCAACUCAUCAGAGGAUUUUGAUUCAUGGUUUGACACAAACAACUGCCUGGGUGACCAGAAGCUGGUGGAGCGUCUUCACACUGUUCUGCGUCCCUUCCUGCUUCGUCGUAUCAAAGCAGAUGUCGAGAAAACGUUGCUUCCCAAGAAAGAGAUCAAGAUCUACGUGGGUCUGAGCAAGAUGCAGCGCGAGUGGUACACAAAGAUUCUCAUGAAGGACAUCGAUAUCCUGAACUCUGCUGGCAAAAUGGACAAGAUGCGUCUGCUGAACGUUCUCAUGCAGCUCAGGAAAUGCUGCAACCACCCGUACCUGUUCGACGGGGCGGAGCCAGGCCCGCCCUACACUACCGACCUCCACCUGGUGGUGAACGGAGGGAAAAUGGUGGUUCUGGAUAAGCUGCUGCCCAAGAUGAAGGAACAGGGUUCCCGUGUUCUCAUCUUCAGCCAGAUGACCCGGAUGAUGGACAUCCUGGAGGACUACUGCAUGUGGAAGAACUACGAGUAUUGCCGUCUGGAUGGACAGACGCCUCAUGAAGAGAGACAGGUCUCUAUCAACGCGUACAACGAGCCAAACAGCAGCAAGUUCAUUUUCAUGUUGAGCACCAGGGCCGGCGGCCUGGGCAUCAACCUGGCCACAGCCGACGUCGUCAUCCUCUACGACUCGGACUGGAACCCCCAGGUGGACCUGCAGGCGAUGGAUCGAGCUCACAGGAUUGGUCAGCAGAAGCAAGUGCGUGUGUAUCGUUUCAUCACAGAGAACACGGUGGAAGAGAGGAUCGUGGAGCGGGCUGAAAUGAAGCUACGGCUAGACUCCAUCGUCAUCCAGCAGGGAAGGCUGGUGGAUCCGAGUGCAAACAAGUUGGGUAAGGACGAGAUGCUGUCGAUUAUCCGCCACGGCGCCACGCACGUGUUCGCCUCCAAGGAGAGCGAGAUCACAGACGACGACAUUGAUGCAAUCCUGGAGCGCGGUGAAAGAAAGACUAUGGAGAUGAAGGAGAAGCUGUCAUCUCUGGGCGAGAGCACCCUGAGGAACUUCACCAUGGACACGGAGAACACCAGCGUCUACACGUUUGAAGGAGAGGACUACAGAGAGAAGAAGAAGGUCAUCACCAACUGGAUCGAGCCUCCCAAAAGAGAGCGGAAAGCCAACUAUGCUGUGGAUGCGUACUUCAGAGAAGCUCUGCGGGUCAGUGAGCCCAAAGCACCAAAGGCUCCUCGUCCACCGAAGCAGCCAAACGUUCAAGACUUCCAGUUCUUCCCUCCACGUCUGUUUGAGCUUCUGGAGAAAGAGAUCCUGUUCUACAGGAAGACCAUAGGCUACAAGGUUCCCCGGAACCCAGACGUCCCCAACUCUGCCCAGGUCCAAAAAGAAGAGCAGGCCAAGAUCGAUGAGGCUGAAGCUCUCACCGAGGAGGAGCUGGAGGAGAAGGAGAAUCUGCUGCAGCAGGGAUUCACAAUUUGGAGCAAACGUGACUUCAACCAGUUCAUCAAAGCCAAUGAGAAGUGGGGAAGAGAUGAUAUUGAGAACAUUGCCAGAGAAGUUGAGGGAAAAACCCCUGAGGAAGUCAUGGAGUAUUCUGCCGUUUUCUGGGAGCGCUGCAACGAGCUGCAGGACAUCGAGAAGAUCAUGGCCCAGAUCGAGAGAGGAGAGGCUCGGAUCCAGAGAAGGAUCAGCAUCAAGAAGGCUCUGGACUCAAAGAUCGGCCGCUACAAGGCUCCCUUCCACCAGCUGAGGAUCUCCUACGGCACCAACAAGGGCAAGAACUACACGGAGGAGGAAGACCGCUUCCUCAUCUGUAUGCUGCAUAAGCUGGGGUUCGACAAGGAGAGCGUGUACGACGAGCUCCGCCAAUGCAUCCGUAACUCGCCCCAGUUCCGCUUCGACUGGUUCCUUAAAUCCAGGACGGCCAUGGAGCUGCAGAGGCGAUGCAACACUCUGAUCACGCUGAUAGAGAGAGAGAACAUGGAGCUGGAAGAGAGAGAGAAGGCCGAGAAGAAGAAGAGGGGACCAAAGAGCAGCUCGGCGCAGAAACGUAAAGCGGAGGGAAUCCCUGACGGCCGAGGACGCAGGAAAAAGCUAAAAUUGUGAUGCAGGUGUUGAAAUCCAGGGUUCUACUUUGACUGCGUCUGGCAGCGGCAUUAGUUCCAGUGUCUGUUUCACAGGCUGCAUACAGCCUCCCCCGACCAACUGGGUCGCUUUAGGUGUUCCUCUACAGGCCUGCCUGGUUGUCACUGAUCCGAACACUUCAGCUGUGCUGGGUUAGACUUUCUUCCUUAGUUUUUUUUUUUUUUUUAUAUUAGAAGUUAACUGAGAUAACUGUAUUUAUGCCUUUGUGGCUA